GUAUUCUAUAUGACUUAUUUUGCCCUAAUAUGCACACAUACAAUUGUAAUAUCAUAUGGCGAUGUGUAAAUUUAUUGUGAAAUUCAUUUUGUGCCUUUUUCCGAAGUAAAAUACCGUCAUCAGAUUGGCUGACUGAAAUAAUUAAAUUUCAUUUAAUAAAAUUGCAGGCCGAAAACAUCACCGAAUUAUACACCAAACUUGUGGAUUUCUUUCUUAGUUAAUAGUUGAACUUGCAUUCUGAAAUUUAUUAAUAACAAUAUCAUGUCAACUAUCGCUAUGCCGGCUACUGCUUAUCAAGCAUCUACUCCUGGAAACCCCCCACAAAUCUUAGGUCCAUUAUCUGGCGGUGGUGAAGUACCAGAAGGAGAACCUGUUCAUUUAGAAUUACGAAUAGCUCCUCCAGGUGAUUUACAAGUACAGUGGUUUAAAGAUGGCGUUGCAUUAAGCGCAGGUUCUCGUUACAAUACAAUGUGUGAACGUGGUUUAGCAUCACUAGAUGUCAUCUAUACAAUUCCAGAGGAUAGUGGUACUUAUUUUUGCGUCAUUUCAAAUCCAUAUGGCCAUGCUCAAAGUGAGGCAGUUCCUGUAAAUGUAAUACCUGAAAUUGAUCCAAGUCAAGAUCACGUAGAUGUACAGUCUGCUGAUGUCUAUCAAGCAACUAGUGCACCUACAAAAGAAUAUGAACGUGAUCAGAGAAGUCAGCCAAAGAGUGCACCACAUUUUACUCAACAACCGGUGAUUAGUAGUAGUGAUGUUCUUGAAGGAGAACCUGUCAGAAUAGAAGCAUAUUUAAAUACAACAAGUGAUUCAACACUACAAGUUGAUUGGAUGAAAAAUGGACAACCAGUUGGUACAGGAAGCCGUUUUAACGCUGUCCUUGACAGAGGUUUAAUCGUUCUGGAAAUCGGAUACUGUUUAGCCGAAGAUAGUGGGUUGUAUGUUUGUGUAGCUACAAAUGCGCUUGGCCAUACGGAGAGCCAACCUGUGGAACUGAGAUGCCAACCAGAAGAACGAAUUGUUACCAAGUCGAUUCUGGAUCAACAAUCUAUAAAUCAUUUGAAACAGCUAGAGGAACCUGGCGAGGAUUACGAUUACAUGAUCAACUCAACUGUUCAGGGUAUACCACCAUCUUUCAAAGCGAAUUUAGAACCUUCUUCAGUCGAAGUUAGUGAAGAUGAACCUGUAAUUUUUUCUGUACCUGUUGACUGUGGAAACGGAGAUCGUUUGGUUAUCGAGUGGAAACGUGAUGGUCAGGUCGUUAAAACAGGUUCUCGAAUCACAGGAAGAUUAGAACUUGGAAUAGCCAGUUUGAAAAUUCAUUAUGCUCAACCGAACGACACAGGUGCAUACACUUGUCAUGUUUCUACAGAAUAUGGAUCAGCUGAUUGUGGUCCUUCAAAUUUAUUAUGUGAAGCUACUGGAAGUAUAAUCGCUGCAAGUCAACUUCCAGGUGACAAAGAAAAAGGUCUACUAGCGAUCGAAGCCAUAGAAGCAAAUCUACAUGCACCACGUGGUACCGUGUGGGAAGACGACAGUCCACAUGAAGCACCUGUUAUUAUUCAACAACCACAAUUAGUUGGUGAAAUUGAGGAAGGGACUGCUAUUCACUUUGAUGUUCAAGUAGAACCGGCUGCUGAUCCUUCACUUAUUGUUGAAUGGUUUAAAAGUGGUAAUUUAUUAACAAGUGGAACAAGAUUCAAAGUUGCUUAUGAAAGAGGACUAGCCAUACUAGAUUUGUUGUAUACUAUUCCUGAAGAUAGCGGUGAAUAUUGGUGUCGGGUAGAAAACAAAGCUGGUCAAGUGGAAAGUAAUCAUGUACAAGUUUUAUGUAAUCCUAGUGCAUCUGUAAUCACACACAGCAAUCUCCUACAAGGUUCAGAAGGUUACAAUCUAAUAAAGGCUAUUGAGGAAGUCGACCAGCCAGAUGGAGAUGAAUACAGGUACAUAGAAGAUGAAGAAGUUGACUCAGCCCCCAACUUUGACGUAAAGCCUCAACCUGCUACAAUAGGUGAAGGUUCUCCAGUUAAAUUUUUAGUACGUGUUAGUGGCAAGCCAACACCACAAUUGACUUGGUAUCUGAAUGAUGAACCAAUUGAACAAGAUUCAAUUACAAAAAUUUAUAGUGAUGGUGCAAUAAACUAUCUAGAAAUGAGUCGUUGUCCUGCUUUGCAAGGAACUAAUAAAUUACACGUUAUUGCACAAAAUCAAUUAGGCAAAGCUGAAGCUGAGACCAUUCUCACCGUUUUAUUAGCAGAAGAUUUCAGACCGGAUUUAAAACAUGUUAAACCAGUUUUUUUACCCAGAUAAGGAGGUUUUUAAUUGUAAUCGUUUCUGCAUUGGCCUGAAGGCAAUGGAUACUCACUGUACCAACAACUACCCAUUCCACCACAAUCACACUGUUUAAUCAAUAGAACCAGAUGUUGCUUAAACUGUAUCCUUAACAAUCUUGUAUACUAAAUUUGGUAUGGUUAUUUAUAUAGUCGUUUGUUUAAUUAUUAAUUGUUCUAGAUAAGCUAGAACAUUUUCAGAAAUUUAUAAGCCAUAAACAAAUUUUAAUCUUCUAAUUUUAUUUUAUAUGAAACUUUCAGAAAAUCCAUACAAAAAGAUGGUUGGAUUACGUAAAGUAGAUUGUUCUCCAGAAUUAAACAAAGCUUUAACAAGAACUAAACCAUCUGCACAAACAAUUAUGGAAAUGGAAAGAGGUUCUGAAAUGAAAGCACGUAUGUAUCGUUCACCAGAAGUAAUUGAAGCAGAAAAGAUGUUGGAUCAACUUGCUUUAAAUUUAAAAAAGUCUGAAGUCAAAAGACCUUUGGUAAAUGGUGGUCAUCAAAAUGAUGUAGCCUAAUUUUGGCGCGAAAAACUUCAGUGCACUAACUCGUUUAGAUAUCGAUGGAGUACAAACGUUUAUUUACUACAUAACAUCAAUUACAAACAGUCAAACUUCGGUACAUUGUGCAUUUAAAAACAACAAACAAUCAUAGAAGACUAACUAUAACACUCUACACAAAGGAAUUGACAUUAUCGUCGUGUAUUUAUAUUUAUACCAAGCUUCUCUUAUCUUCAAUCUUUCUUGUCUUUUUCUCGUCCUUUAUCAUUUACUUUUCAGUAGUAUCUUAUGAUCAUAUUUAAUUUCAAGCAUUUAGUUAAACUAUCAUAUAGUACUCGCGAGUGAUAUUGAUAUGAAAUACUAAAACACGAACAAACGAUUUUUCAACUAUUAUUAAAAUUAACUGAUUCAUUAUUUGAAUGAAUGGCUUCUGCUUAUUCUUGCAAUUAUGUAGUUGAUGAAAUUCAACCCAUUACAUUUAAUUGUUCAUGGGUUUUUAGAUUUACAAAGGAACACACAAGCAUUUAUUUAUAUAAAUAUAUAUAUGCUUGAUAAUCUUUCAAAUAAUGGAAUCUAAACAUAUUUAUUCCAUUAUAGCACAAUGAUUAUAAUCAGUAUUGAAUUGAAACUAAUUGUGAAUAACAUUAAAACAAAUAUCUACUUCAAUUUUGAACAAUAUGACAUACAUAUUUAAAAUGUUCCAUUUAUUCUGUUACAAUGUUUAUUUAAAAGUUUGUCUUUGAAUUUAUUUUCAUUCAUGGAAAAAAAUAGAAGGAAAAAAGUAUUAUCAUCAAUAUAAUACUAAGUUUUAUACUGAAUAUAUAUGUCACUAGUUAAGUUGAUCACAAGUAGUUUGUUGUAAUGAUAAAAUACUUCUUUGAAGAUAUUCAUUGAAUUUCUAA
Messenger RNA from Schistosoma bovis, 3729 nucleotides. NCBI's taxonomy places the organism in Eukaryota, Metazoa, Platyhelminthes, Trematoda, Strigeidida, Schistosomatidae. The record is from the annotation of a GenBank genome assembly.